UCCAGGCAACAACUGCUUAGUAUGGCGCCGGUGUGCAAAGUGCUGUUGUCCGUGCUGGCGUGCGUCGCGGUCGUAGCUGUUCACGUUCACGCUGGUGUUAUCAUCAACAGAAAUUCACCCAAAUCUGUCGAGCGUCUACGCAACUUGCGCCCGAAUGAGCUGGCUGAGGAACUGAGCGGUCAGUACGAGGGUGAUAUGGUGCUGACGGAAGAACAGGAACGUGCGGUGCUUGGCAGCAGGCGCAACGGAUUGGUUGCCACCUCGUACCGGUGGAGGGACAACACCGUUCCCGUGCAGAUCGUUGAAGAGGACUUCACGCCCGAGCAGGUUGAACACAUCCGUCGCGGUAUGCGACUCCUGGAAUCCGUCAGCUGCCUGCGGUUUGUACCGCGCACGGAAGCACACACCAACUUCGUCCGAGUUAUCGGUUCCGAUUCCGGCUGCUACUCGUACGUUGGGCAACUGGGUGGUGAGCAGACGCUGAACCUGCAACCGUACGAUGUCGAUACCGGAUGCUUCCGGUUGGCGACGAUCCAGCACGAGUUCCUGCACGCUCUUGGCUUCUACCACCAGCAGAGUGCUAGCGAUCGCGAUGAGUUUGUCGACAUCGUUUGGGAAAACAUUGAGGAGGGCAAGGAGCAUAACUUCAACAUCUACCCCAGUACGACGGUGACCGACUUCAACGUACGCUACGACUACGGUAGUGUGAUGCACUACGGUGCGACGGCAUUCAGUAAGAACGGCCAGGACACGAUCGUGCCGAAGGAUCCGAAUGCGGUCAUUGGACAGCGUGUCGGGUUGAGCGAACGGGACAUCUCCAAGCUGAAUCACAUGUACGGCUGUUUGAAUAAAUCGUGAGGCGACUACCACGACUACC
Messenger RNA from Anopheles darlingi, 877 nucleotides. RefSeq names its product zinc metalloproteinase nas-13-like. NCBI's taxonomy places the organism in Eukaryota, Metazoa, Arthropoda, Insecta, Diptera, Culicidae. Bases 22 to 858 code for a protein of 278 amino acids. The record is from RefSeq and is a predicted model, not a curated record. Gene Ontology annotation, biological process: proteolysis. Gene Ontology annotation, molecular function: metalloendopeptidase activity; zinc ion binding. The transcript has 3 exons.